GCUUGCGCACUGCAGCGGCGGCCAGCGGCGCGGCUGACGCGUGAAGGAGAUCUAGCUAGUGUGAAGGCCGGUUCGGCCUUGAGCCCCUGCCACCAUGAGUGGGACCUUAGCGAAGAUUGCGGAGAUCGAAGCCGAGAUGGCUCGGACUCAAAAGAACAAAGCUACAGCACAUCACCUUGGACUGCUUAAGGCUCGCCUUGCUAAGCUUCGAAGAGAGCUUAUCACUCCAAAAGGUGGCGGAGGUGGUGGACCAGGAGAAGGUUUUGAUGUGGCCAAGACAGGUGAUGCUCGAAUUGGGUUUGUGGGUUUUCCCUCUGUUGGGAAGUCAACUCUGCUAAGUAACUUAGCAGGAGUGUAUUCUGAAGUGGCAGCCUACGAGUUCACUACUUUGACCACAGUACCUGGUGUCAUCAGAUACAAAGGGGCCAAGAUCCAGCUCCUGGAUCUCCCAGGUAUUAUUGAAGGUGCCAAGGAUGGGAAAGGUAGAGGUCGUCAGGUCAUUGCAGUGGCCCGAACGUGUAAUUUGAUCUUGAUUGUUCUGGAUGUCCUAAAACCCUUGGGGCACAAGAAGAUAAUUGAAAAUGAGUUGGAAGGCUUUGGGAUUCGUUUGAACAGCAAACCCCCCAACAUUGGCUUUAAGAAGAAAGACAAGGGAGGCAUUAAUCUCACAGCCACUUGUCCUCAGAGUGAACUAGAUGCUGAAACGGUGAAGAGCAUUCUGGCUGAAUAUAAAAUUCAUAAUGCUGAUGUAACUUUGCGUAGUGAUGCCACAGCUGAUGACCUCAUCGACGUGGUUGAAGGAAACAGAGUUUAUAUUCCCUGUAUCUAUGUAUUAAAUAAGAUUGAUCAGAUCUCCAUUGAGGAGUUGGAUAUUAUAUAUAAGGUGCCUCACUGUGUACCCAUCUCUGCUCAUCACCGCUGGAAUUUUGAUGACCUUUUGGAGAAGAUCUGGGACUAUCUGAAACUAGUGAGAAUUUACACCAAACCCAAAGGCCAGUUACCAGAUUACACGUCUCCAGUAGUCCUGCCUUAUUCUAGGACCACGGUGGAAGAUUUCUGCAUGAAGAUUCACAAAAAUCUGAUCAAAGAAUUUAAAUACGCUUUGGUCUGGGGUCUCUCUGUGAAACAUAAUCCUCAGAAAGUGGGUAAAGACCAUACGUUGGAAGAUGAAGACGUCAUUCAGAUCGUGAAGAAGUGAAAUCCUGAUCCUGUCUGCUGGCCGACCACAGCAGUGUUCCUUAUGACCAAGUACCUUCCUCAGCCCCUUCUGUCUCUGGCAGCCUCUGGAUUGGCAUAUAGG
Molecule: messenger RNA, 1300 nt
Organism: Rattus rattus (black rat)
Lineage: Eukaryota; Metazoa; Chordata; Mammalia; Rodentia; Muridae
Gene: Drg1
Product: developmentally regulated GTP binding protein 1
Exons: 9
Coding region: 95-1198 (367 amino acids)
Biological process (GO): cytoplasmic translation
Cellular component (GO): cytoplasm
Molecular function (GO): GTPase activity; GTP binding
Source: RefSeq, a predicted model, not a curated record